This is a messenger RNA of Strongylocentrotus purpuratus (purple sea urchin), 1615 nucleotides long. Its product is annotated as coagulation factor X. Lineage: Eukaryota; Metazoa; Echinodermata; Echinoidea; Camarodonta; Strongylocentrotidae. Bases 23 to 1615 code for a protein of 530 amino acids. The record is from RefSeq and is a predicted model, not a curated record. Gene Ontology annotation, molecular function: serine-type endopeptidase activity. Gene Ontology annotation, biological process: proteolysis. The transcript has 4 exons.
UUAAAUAAGGCUUAUAUAUAAGAUGUAUUUCCAUACAUUCAAGUGGUUCUAUUUAUUUGAUUCUUUUAUCUUGCAGCUUGGAGGAAACCUAUAUCUGAAAGAUAUAAGGGAUGAAAAUGUAGGAAAGUACACUUGCGUUGCUCGUGACCAGUUCGGGCGAACCAAGGGUCGAGUACAUGCCUGGCUUUAUUUGACUGAUCCACCUCAGAUUGACAUUUCUACAGUUUGCGGCACAAUUACUUACUGGAAAGAGAGCAAAUCACAAACUACUCCCUCACCAGCGCAAGUAAUAGUUGCUCAACCCGAGGUCGCUGGAAGUUCAAGCGACUGGAGCAGUGAAAAUUUAAACGAAGCAGGCCGUGUGGUCGGAGGAAUUAUAGCAAAUCAUGGUUCGGCGCCCUACAUGGUCCGAAUUUGGGAACAAAGGACUGUGAAUUCAUGGACCUUCACCUGCGGUGCGACACUCCUGGACCAGAGGUGGAUUUUGACUGCUGCGCAUUGCAUGCUUGACAAGAACAAAAAAUUGAUUCUAAAGGAAAACAUUAAUUUAUUUUUCGGUGACCAUGAUUCAUACGUAAAAGAAGAGUCCGAAAAGAGCCGACAGCCAGCGGAAAUAAUUGUGCAUGAAGAUUAUGACAAGACAAACUAUGAUAAUGACAUUGCCCUGAUACGUAUCGACCCACCACUGUGGGAGUUCACUCCUUACAUUCGUCCUAUUUGCCUGGCCCCUUGGGGUCUAGCCAGUCGUCUCAUGGAGACCAGUAUCAACGAACGCACGACCGGACGCGUGACCGGAUGGGGACAAGAGACUUUCAGUGGUCCAACCAACCAGUUUAUGAAGGAGGUGGAGUUACCUAUUGUUGACCGGCACACUUGCGAGGAGAGUGUUCACGAAAAAGAAGGGGAGUUUACUGACAGCAUGUUUUGUGCAGGUUACCACAGUCCGCUGCGGGACGCUUGCCUAGGCGACAGUGGGGGUCCAUUUGCUUUUCGUCAUGAUGAUGGACGGUGGUAUCAACUGGGUAUUGUAAGCUGGGGCGUCGGGUGUAAUAAGGAGGGGGAAUACGGGUUCUACACAAGCGUGUCAAGAUAUCUUCAUUGGUUACGUUCUAAGAAUGUAACAGUUGCAUAUUCUCCAAACGUAGAGAGAAGGUUCAACGAGAGUCGACGCAGUGAGGCACUGGCCUUUACAGAGAGAUCUCCUAGCAUUUUGAAUGUUGCAGCAGGUAGCGUGGUCGACCUAGAGUGUGUACCUAACAGAGAUGAUGCGUCUGUUCAGUGGUUCAUUGGGAAUAGCAUCAGACCAGUGAGACAACUUGUGGAAGGAGUGCGCAUCCUACCUACUGGACUAGUCUUUCACUUUGACGCCGUAGAGGAUCGUUUCUUUGGAGUAUACUCGUGCGAGGCCAGGGUCAAUGAUGAGGAGGGAGAGCAAGUCAUCAGGGCAAACUUCCAAAUACAGACAACGGGAUCGAUAUCCCCGAAUUUUGGAUGCGGACGAUACGCCGCCAUGACACUCGCCGUCCUGCCAGCCAACACCGGUCGAUUCCAUUCAGCAGACGGUCCGAUCCAGCGGCCCGUUGAUUGGUUGAGUACCGUAUGCGUCGGCCAAUAG